Molecule: messenger RNA, 576 nt
Organism: Apaloderma vittatum (bar-tailed trogon)
Lineage: Eukaryota; Metazoa; Chordata; Aves; Trogoniformes; Trogonidae
Product: double-headed protease inhibitor, submandibular gland-like
Exons: 6
Coding region: 1-576 (191 amino acids)
Molecular function (GO): protein binding; serine-type endopeptidase inhibitor activity
Source: RefSeq, a predicted model, not a curated record
AUGACUAACACAAACACGUCCUUCUCUCCCUUUGGAGAAAUUACAAAUCCUCUUCCACAGGCGUCCUGUGGCUCGUACCAUUUGUCUGUGAAAAUGGACCUUGCCUGUCCCCGCAACUACGAACCUGUCUGCGGGACCGACGGGGUGACCUACCCCAACGAGUGCUCCCUCUGCAGAGAACUCUUACGUAACCGAGCCAGAGCCAUCGACAAGAAGCACGAUGGAAGAUGUGUUAAGCUCGACUGUACUGGCUACCUGAGGUCAAGAAAUGGUCAGUUGACCCCCUGCACCAUGGAGUACAUGCCCAUCUGUGGCACCAACGGGGUCACCUACGCCAACAAGUGCAAGUUCUGCAGCGCUGUGGCGAAUGGACUGGAAGUAAACCUGCGUCAUCUUGGAGAGUGCUUCAAGGAGAUAGACUGCAGCAAACAUGAUGGCAACAAUCCCAUGUGCACCGCCGAGUAUGAUCCCCUUUGUGGCACCGAUGGCAAAACCUAUGGAAACAAGUGCCAGUUCUGCAACGCAGUUUUGAGGAACCGGGGAGCCCUGUCGCUCAAACACCAUGGUCAAUGCUGA